This is a messenger RNA of Nomia melanderi (Alkali bee), 6416 nucleotides long. Lineage: Eukaryota; Metazoa; Arthropoda; Insecta; Hymenoptera; Halictidae. The record is from RefSeq and is a predicted model, not a curated record.
UCAGUUUUCGUGUUGAGAAUUGAAAUUUUAUGGGAUAAUUGACUGCCCGAAAAUCGUAUAUCGAUUGUCAGUUCCGAGACAACGAGUUAUCGAACAGUCAACGACACGAUGAAUACAUUGUUCGACCGAAAAUUUGAUAAUGGAAGGCGAACCUUUUUCGAACAGUGAAAUCAGAUAAUUCCAUAGUCGAUCGAUUCGCUCCUUCUUCCGAGCUGAUUUCCUUCCAAAUGCCUUCCUGCGUCGUUCGUUGUCCGAUAGUAAUAGCCGAAUUGAGAAAAAGAGGUCAGUCAGUUUUUGAAAAAGAAUCCACCUAUGUUUCGUAGCUGUUUUCAACGAUUUCCACACGCGAACGGCAUUGUGCGUGCAUAUCUAUGAUACUUUGAGAGAUAAUUACAGCCUCUCGAGCACCGUGGGUCCAGAGAGAACAACCCUCGCCAAGAGUUCUAGUUCGCGCAACAGCGGACCAGGAUCGCGAUCACCGAGAACAAAGAACCGUCGAUGAAACGUUUGAAACAAGGUUAGAUUCGAAUCGGAGAAACGGUAACGAGACGGAAACCGUGGUCUCUGGCAAAGUAUCGAAGUCAAGUGGUACAGAGAAGGAUGAUUCGUCGGUUCGUUCUACCGGGAAAACAGGCUCUUCUCGACGAUUCUCCGACGUGAAUGCUACAGGAGGCGACGGCCGACGGCCUCGAAAGGACGCUUUCUCGCAAACCAUUCUCUGGAUUCACGAUCUUUGGAAGAUUGUGUAAAGUAACGUAAAAUCGUAUGAAACACAAGUAUAAUAUCAUCUUAUUCUAACCUUUAAGCAACGUACAUUUCGCGUUCUUCAAAGACGCUUUCUUCUUUACCGUUGAUACAUUAAUAUGCAACUUUUAGACAUAUCGAAGAAUGAGCUGGUUUGAUGCCACUGGAUUUGCCAAUUUGGCCAAAUCUGCUUUGAAAGAAGCUCAGAAAACAAUUGACAAAGCAUUGGAUAUCAAAGAAGAAGAAGAAGAGGAGCAAAAAUUGGCGGAACAUUGCUCGAACGACACCUCUGACUUUUUUGCAUCAUGGGGAUUAAAAAGCGAUGAAGGUACGAUUAUACACGACAAGAAUAAAGAGUCUAAACAAGAAGCGAGCAGCAGUAUAUGGGGUAGUUUUACUGGAUCUUUCUUCGAGUCUCCGAAAUAUAAAGAAGUAGGAUACGACCAGAAACGAAUUUCCGAAUCCAAAUCUAUGCAAAAUACAUUAAUUGGAAAUAGACAAGAAACGAACAAACUAACAUCUUCGCUAUCCUUUUCGGAGGUUUAUAUGAACAAACAACAAAAUCUGUUCAAAGACUUGAAACAUGUGGACGAGAACUGUGCAGAGAAAGGGACUGUUACCCCUGUGUCUAAGCAUUCCAGUCGACUAAAUACGAACACGAUAAAAGACGCAAUGUCCAAUAUGGAUGAUAAAAUUAAGGAAUGCGCGACGGGUAGAGGUCCAGUAACGUCAGGGUCCGCGAGAUGUUCGUUAGAAGAAAAUGGCGUUGUUACGGAUAAUAAAAACAGCCUGGAAAGUGGGCAAAAAAACGUGUGUCAACAGGAAUCGCUAAUCUACGAUGAUGACACGAAUGGAAUGUCAUUAGUAUCGACGGAAAAUGAUAAAAAGAGUCUGGAAAGUGUGGAAAUUCUAGGUUCUCAAUCAAACACGGAUUGUACUACUACUCCGGAGUCGGUCAGCAAUUCCAUUAGUAAUUCGGCAAGUCCAUCUGGUACGGAUGCUAAACUAAAUUCAGAAUCCGUGGAAAUAUUGCCAGACAGUUUGGUUACUUCCCCAAGUUCUGUGGAAAUUUUGGGAGAUUGGAAAAGCGAUAGUAGUCCGUAUUUAUCUCCGACAGAUCCGUUGCGUAGCGAAACGUGUUCCGCGUUGGACAGAGAAGACUCUGUGACACCUUGUUGGGAAAAUAGUCGUAUAGAACAGUUUUCUAUCAGGAACGAAAGCUACAGGCAUCCAUCGUCUUCCGAUGUUUCUCCGUACGAAUCUCCCGUGGAAGAAGCCAAAACGCCUCGUAACGAUUUCGGUGCGAGUAGCAUGGAGAAUGCACUCUCGAUAAAUGCAUGUUUCGGAGAAUCGGGGACACAUGGCAUAAGCAAAUUUUCGACGUUUUCCGUUGAACAACACUCGAAGAUUUGUCCACUGGAAAAUGUAGAAAGGUCGGCUUAUCCGGAUGAACCGGAUGAAACGAGUUUAGCCGAGGACUCUUAUGCUUCUGCCUCGGAGAGUACCGUUGCAACCGUAUUCGAAACGGUUCAACAAAACACCGAUCAGAGUAAAAUUGAGAUAGAAAUUCCCGCAAGCGUGCCUUUCAGUGGAAAAAUGAACGACUCUUGUUUGGAUCAAACUGUUAAAGAGAAAUCGAGUUUACAUCUGCCAGUUGAAGUAAUCACGAUCCAACCUUUUCGUAAAUCGACCGAAUACAUUGAUGGUGCUGGUAAAGGGAUCGAAACGGAGAGAAAAAAUAUCGACUCGCUAAUAAAUACCACUAUAGAACCAGCAGAACCGGAACAGGGACAGGGACAGGAACAGGAACGAGAACAGGAACAGGAACAAGAGCGGAAACUGGAACUGGAACUGGAACUGGAACUGGAACAGAAACAGAAACAGAAACAGAAACAGAAACAGAAACAGAAACAGAAACAGGAACGGGUACCGGAACCGGAAUCGGACUCGGAAUCGGAACCCACGCACAUACCGAUACCAAUAUCGAUAUCGCUACCUCCCGAACGUUACUCCACUGUCGAACAAGUUACGUUGCCGCAUCCAUUCAAGUCCGACACGAUGAAUAUCGUGGAUCAUCAUUUAAUAUCGACGGAUUCGAGUUGCGAAGGGACCUUGGUGGAAAGCAAUUCGGAAGAUAAUUCCUCGAUGACUCAUAAGUCGGAAGGAAAAAUGGUGGAACCACCUUUGACGGCUAGCUCUUACGUAAAAACAAUGUUGGCAGAUGCAAUGAUCGAAAAGGUCGGUGAAAUUGUGGAGAUGGAGGGGCAGGGUACAGAUAUGCCACGAGAAAAUUCGCCCAUUUCUUCGGAAAGUCGGUCCGACUUGGUGAAAAUUGGCUCGGAUCAAACUAGCGGUCACACGAGUGGGGACGAGUUGGAAACAACAACUUCCAGUGAUAUCGAAAUCAUAUCCAGGUAUAGUCCGAACGGCGAUUCAAGCUCGACGCAGUCACGCCAGAGCGUGAUGAGGUCGCAGUCGGCGAAGGGUAGCGAUCUCUUGACCAAAACUUUAAAAUCCAGAGGACAUUCCAGAGAGUUGAGCGAAAUUAGCGUGGGUUCGGACGAAGCGAAUCUCGAGAUAGAAACGUUGCUGAGACGCAUACAAGAGAUGACGGAAAUAUUAGAGGCACGAGAAUCGAAGCUUAUCGACGUUAGUAGAAUGAACAUGGAAUUGCAAGAACAGAAUAGUCAUUUUAAAAAGCAGCUGGACAACUUUGAGAGAUACGCGGAGCAAAGUCAAAACUUGAAUCAAAUCGCCGACGAUUACACCCAACGAUUGUCCGCGUUGGAAAGAAAGUUUCAACAAGCCAUACGAGAACGAGAUUCGUUACGGAAACAGUUGGAACAGUUGAAAGUGGAAGCUGCUACGCGCUUAUCGUCUCAAGAGAUGUACACGAUAAGCGCCGAGAAGGACGUGAUCAUUAGAGAAUUAAGGGAGGAAGGCGAAAAACUGAGCAAACAACAGCUUCAGCACAGUAACAUUAUUAAAAAGUUGCGAGUCAAGGAAAAAGAAAAUGAUGCUUUGAUAAAAAGUCAAAAAAUAUUGGUAGAAGAGCAAACAUUGGAACUGGAACGUUUGAAGAAGUCGUUGCACGCGAAAGAAGAAGUCGAAAGAACUCAAAUAGAGGCUGUCCAUACGUUGACAGCGAAAACGAGGAAACAAGAAAAAGAGAUUUUAGCUUUACAAGAUAAAUUGGAUACCGCUCUACACAAGAUGGACGCUUACAAGAAAAGUUUGGACGCGACGAAAAUGGAUCUAACUGAAACGAAGAAACUGUUGCAAGCAACGGAAGCGGAACUGAAAGAUGCCUCGAGUAACGCUGGGGAAUCGUGUCAGCUUCUCGCGCAAGUGGAAGAGUUGAAAAUAAAAUUACGGGAAUCCAAGGAAAUGCACGCUAAGAAAGAGGAGUUUUACAAACAUGAAAACAACGAGUUGUUGAAACGUUUAGAAGCGGCUGAGGCCAGAAGCGAAGAACUCUCGGAGUCGGUAUCGACAGCCACGAAACCUCUGGUGAGACAAUUGGAACAGCUUCACGCGAAUCUGUCGCACAAGUGUAGCAGUUUUAUGAAGCAAGAGAAAGCGUUGUCGGAAAAGAAUAUCGAGUUGCAGACAAAGGUGGAACACUUGACAGAGGCGAAUCGCUACUUGAAGGAAGAAACCGUCAAUUUCAACUUGAAAUUAUCUCAGUUGGAAUCGAAGCUUGCUGCUAAAGAGAUCGAGAUACAGCGACUGGAAGAAUCUUGCGAUGGAUUAACGAUAGAGAAGGAGAGACUGACGGAAGAAACAGCCCGGUAUCGACGAACGAUGGAGACGCACGAACAGUCGCAUUCUUCGCAAAUAAUGGAGCUGAACAGGGAGAUUGUGGCGUUAGAAAACCGAUUGGCCGUGGAAAAGACAGCCACGGAUGCGGAGAAAAGGAAGAAUCACACGAUGUCGGAACAAAGGCGAAACAUUGAUCGUAACGAACCUCGGAAUUCUCCGAUCGCCGAAACCACCAGUCAAGUUUCUUCAAACGCGAUGGAUACCAUUUGGCCGCUGUGCGAUUCUGGCGCUGUCGACGACGACAACACCGAAAGAUACGCGAUGAUGUACGACAGCUUUAGAACAGGCUCGAGUAGCACGUCUAUAUUUGAAAACCUGCAAGCACAGUUGAAACAGAAAGAUGGUGAAAUACAACAACUUCAGUGGGAAUUGUCACGGCGAAAUGUAGAAAGAGAUGCGCUUAAUGCCGAAUUGUCUACGUUGACCUUGACGGUCGAGGAAUUGAAUAACAAGGUUGCGCACGUUACAGUUUUAAACGAGAAUCUGCAAGACAUACAGACGCGAUACGACGCAUUGUUGCAAAUGUGCGGUGAGAAAAUGGAGGAAAACGAGGAGUUGCGUUUAGAUCUUCAAGAUGUGAAAGAUGUUUACAAAACUCAGAUCGAUCAACUGAUGAAAGAAAACACCUGAAGUUAUUCGUAACGAGCAAAUUGAAUUUCAACGAUACACAUACGUAUAUCGCCGCAGUUUAUUCUAAUAUGGUGUGUUGUCGCAUACUUGGGUUGUUACAAUGAUCACAACUAUACCGGGAUUCGUUGGAAAGGAUAAGAUUUAUAGUUUUGCAACAUUUGCUAAACAACCGGGAUUCAUAGUCUUUCAUUAUUAUUGCGUUUCGCGUACCUUUGACGCGAAUGCUUUGGUUAUUUACCGCGAAUACUUUUGAGAGAAGGGGUGCAACGAGUGUGUUCGAUGAGAGACACGCGAGAAACAAACGUUGUGAUACAAAGUGUAAUAUAACGAUGAAAAUUUACAAUAUUGUAAUAUACAGUUGAAUUGCAAUGUAAUUUAUUAAAAAAUUUACGUUCACUGAAAGUUGGACCUUUCUUUGUAGCCAUACACAAUUAGAAGAACUAAUCGAAGGACUGAAAUUCUUUCCGGAUCCGUUAUAACCGUCGCAUACAUAAAUAUUACUACCGUGUAGUUUGUUUAAAAGAUGUAUCGAAAUUACGCUGGGAACGGUGAGAGAGAAGCGAAGUGAUUUCUCGAAACGGUUAAACAUUUCUCGAGAGAAGGAACAGAAAAGGAGAAUGAAAUGAACAGUCUACAAGUACAGAAAAUUAUAGGAGCGGUAUACGUUGUACUAAAAAGAAGUUGGACGAAAAUGAGUUGCAGGUAAAAAUAUUUUACAAACUGUAAUUCAGUCGAAUGAAAUAUAUCUCUUCUAUUAUUUUUUAUAUAUAUGUAUUGUAAAUUUUAUUGGUUACAAAGUGUGACCUUAUCUCUGCUCCUGUUCCCCGCAACGAAAAAGGUAAAUGAAACACAGGCAAAGGGGGAAGGGAAAUGCGAAAUGGUUGAGCAUUAUGAUAAUUGCUUUUUAUAAUUGGUAUUUUUUAUCCUUAAUGAGAGACAAACAAGAAAACAAAUUUCUUUUGAUCGAAUAUCUGUAACAGCAUCAUAGUUGUUUUUCUCUUUCGGUGAUUCUUUCUUUGAGAAGAGCAAUCAUGGAUCGGCGAUCGAUUAUUACGACUGUUUCCGUAAGGAUGCAGCAAUAUAAAUAUAAAUGUAAAUAUAAAUAGAAAUGUAAAUGUAAAUGAAAAUGAAAAUGAAAAUGUAAAUGUAAAUGUAAAUGUAAAUGUAAAUGUAAAUGUAAAUGUGUACAUGUACAUGUAAAUAUAAAUAUUAAUAAUCGA